AUGGGGGUGGCGGCAGCAGUGGAAGGGGAUGGGGGCUUUGAUGUUCAGGGGGACCAGGAUCAACAAGAACAAUUACAGAUUCUGAAUCUUUCUUCACACAGACUCACCGAUUCAGAAAUAAAAAUAAUAUUGAAGUUGCUACAUGAUAAGCCUAUGAUGUCGUCAAGUCUGGAACGAGAUGAUCGAGAGAUAUUGCGUGACCUCAUGGACCUUUUGGAGGAGAACCAAACAGGGAGGAACUUGACCAGAGAGGAACAGCAAGCGAUAAAUGAUCUGAAGAAUAACAAGGACUUCCUGAUCAAGGAAGCUGAUAAAGGCGGAAACGUUGUCCUGUGGCCCCUAGACAAAUAUAUCUGUGAGGCAUUGAGACAGCUGAAUGACCGGAACUAUUAUCAACAAUUACCAUCAGACCCAACGGACUACUUCCAAAGGAGGUUCACACACAUUCUUGACUCAGCCCUGGAAUACGGAGUAAUAUCUAAAAAGGAACUUGAAUACCUGCAGGUAAAAGAGCCACGUAUUGCAACAUUCUAUAUGCUCCCUAAGCCCCUGGUAACAGCACUGCCAUCAUAUUUGAGAGAUUCUCUACACCUGAUGCAAAUGAUUAAGGACAUACAAAUCCCGAAAGGAACAUUAUUAGUUACAUGUGACGUAGAAUCACUGUACUCCAAUAUCGGACACCAAGAUGGCAUCUGUGCAAUUACAUACUACUUGGAACAACAGAUAUCAGGUACACAGGAAGAAUGUUUGGAAUUUAUUUCUUUUCUUAAUCAGAACAACGUCAAUGUAAGACUGACGCACACUAUCUCCCCUUGGGCAGUGGAAUUUCUGGAUCUUCGAAUAGAGGUGAGCAACGGGCAUUUAGAGACCAAUCUAUACCGGAAAAGCACAGCUACCAAUAGUUUGCUGCAUUACUCCUCUUUUCACCCUAGACACACCUUGAGGGGGAUCCCUACCGGACAAUUUCUGCGUGUGAGAAGAAACUGUAGCCGACCCCAAGAUUUCAAAGUACAGGCUUUGGACCUUACUAACAGAUUCAAAAAGAGGGGAUACCCGAAAAGUAUUAUAUCCCAGGCCUACCAAAGGGCUAAUGGCAUUGAGAGAAGAGCACUCCUUGAGGGGACUUCUAAAAGACUGGAGGAUAACACUCUAAGAUUUGUGGCCACAUAUAACAACCAGUGGCAGGAUAUCAGGAAGAUAUUAGGUGAGAACUGGAACAUUUUGCUAUCAGAUAACCAGGUCAGAAAGAUGAUACCUGAGAGACCAAUGUUGGUCUCAAGAAGAGCGCCAAACUUGAGGGAUUUAUUAACAAGGAGCCACUUUCAGAGACCCACAAGAACUCUAGGCCGGGGUUUCAAACAUCAUGGAUCAUAUCCGUGUGGAGAUUGUACUGCCUGUCAAUUUAUGACACCUAAGCAAGAAUUUACCAAUCCACGAAAUGGAAAAAGCUACCAUCUAAAAAAUUACAUCAACUGUAAAACAUCACAGGUCAUAUAUACCAUCAUUUGCCCUUGUGGUAAACUAUAUGUGGGACAAACAGGACAACAGCUUAGAAAAAGAAUACAGAAGCAUCUAUCCACCAUAGCAUUGGCUCGUCGAGAUAAAGACAGAUUCAAAACCCUGACAACCGUGGCAAACCACUUUUUGGAACAUCAUGGAGGACGCCCAUAUGGCUUACAGGUUAUCGGCUUGGAAAGAAUUAUGACAAAUAUGAGAGGAGGACCCAUUACCCAAAGAUUACUACAAGUAGAAUCCAAAUGGAUUUUCGAAUUGGGAACAGUGUCUCCCUGGGGCAUGAACGAGGACCUACUGUUUACUGGCUUUUUGGGUCGACGAUCAUUCAGGCACUUUCCAGAAGGGAUGACUUAAAGUGAUAUCAAGUUUAUAUGUCACUCAUUCUCAACAGAUUAAGUUGAUCCUGAGUUAUUGUACUUACCUCGUUCUGUUCUAAGAAUUGUUGAGUCCCUAAUGGCGGGUGCAAUGUGGAGUCUAGGAAGAUGAUAAAAAGAAGAACGUAUGAGAACAUUUGGACAUACUUGUGGCAGCUUGACACUCUUGGAUAAUGGAUUUUCCAGCCUGGAUUUGGACCCUAUUGACUGCUACUGGUCCCCCCUAGGAUGAUCUAAUUUGGGAAACUUUGGGAUUGAUGGACUUUUUUGUAGCCAUCCCCCCACACACACUACGAGAACACUUAUGGAUGUGGACUCCAUUUUGG
Hyla sarda is the source of this 2215-nucleotide messenger RNA. RefSeq lists its product as uncharacterized. The transcript has 8 exons. The coding region runs from base 1 to 1869 and encodes 622 amino acids. The record is from RefSeq and is a predicted model, not a curated record. Lineage: Eukaryota; Metazoa; Chordata; Amphibia; Anura; Hylidae.